ACCUCCAAUCACCAACGGGAGUGGUCGUCAGAGCGGCCUGGACAUCCGGAUGUUUCCUUCCAACGGUAGAAUCCUAACGUCUGGCAUGGCUGACGACACGGUCACAGACAACUGGGAAAUGCCGGGACCGAACAUAAGCACGGUCCAAAAUGACACAAGCUACGGUGUCUCUUGUAACUACGACUACAUACCAACCAUUUCGGAGACGAGUGAAGCUCUGGGAGCCUUUGGAGUCGCGAUGAUGACCACAGGAGUGAUAUUGACCUUAGUUUUAUACGGCCUUUUCGCUGAACAAGUUUACUAUACCUACACCAUGUGCCAUAAGGUCUUCAGAAGACAUAUCAUUUGGAUUACUUCAGUCUACCCUUUUAUGACAAUGAUGAGUGUGAUCGCCACAGCCAUACCCAGGGCGGACAACCUUUGCACAGCGGUUAAAGUAACGUACAUGUCCAUAGGAAUCAGCCACUUCACUGACCUGACCACAAGCAUGUUCGGAAGUGAGAAAGCUAUGCUAGCUUACCUCGAGGGCAGGGCGCUGAACCUUCAAGUUGGACCCUGCUGUUGCUGCUUGCGGUGUCUCCCUUCGCCUCCCGUUAACAAGACCCGCAUCCGCAUUGUCCGUUGGCUGUUGUGGCAGAUGCCCUACACUCAGGCGAUUUAUUUUAUCCUGACUCUUCUGUGGUCCGUUGCUGAAAGUGAAUCCGAUGGCACUAUCAUAAAAGUUCACAUGGCAAAUCCACACAGAAAAAUAUUCUUUGACAUUCAUGAACUGUUUGUAGACAAUGUACGCGUCGUGCUGGGCGUACUAGCUCACGAUAUUGAAGCAUUUGUGCGCCAUACGAAGAAUACGAAGUUAUACACAAAGUUCUCGCGCUACAGGCUGUUCCGUUCAACUUGUGCGUUUCGUAGCGCUGUGGAGUGCCAGACGGAACGCCAGGCUGGACGAAGCUUCGUGAGACAGUCCUUGCACAGAGCGCUCAUCUCGCAUCAUGCGACUACAACCUUCUGUAUUGGUCCUCACAUUUCCCCGCGAGUCUACAAGCAAACCGUCGAAAACUGUAUAUACCUGGUGGAGAUGCUGAUCCUCGGCCCCUACACCUACUGGCAAUACCACAACGAAGCCUUCAUAGCCGCUAACCCGAAGGAGCCUAGACAAUUUUGCGCGAAAGACUCCCCGAAGGAGGUCAACACCAUCUCGAAGUCGUGCCAGGCUGAAGGUCCAGCUGUCGGAGGAGGACCUCUGAGGGGCCCUCAAGAACCUCACAAGGACCACUCGGCUUACGUCGAUUUGACGGCUAUUGUGGCGCAUACGCGGAGUAGUACGUGUGUGACGGAACAACCCAGGAAUACGGAUGGGUAUAGUCAUAGAAUAAGAGAAAACUUGGUCUAAAUGUUGAUGAAAUAUAAGAAUAAAAAAUCUGCUCCUGGCCAGAUGUAAAUGUGUUAUUACGCUUUGCUUAGAAAGAAAAAAAAAUAUGAAUGAUAGAUACAUUUUUCCUACGUCGUUUUUCAUGAUGAAAACAUUGGAGAUAAUUUAGCCAUUUUGAAAUUGGAAAUUGUCUAUAUAUACCUAAUUUGUGCAAUUAUUUGAUAAAUCAUAAAUGAGUCUACGUAUUCACAGCUGUACGGAUUAAUGAAUCGAUUACAAAUAGUACAAAGCACAAGGCCACAGCCUUCUUUCCUAGUAUGGUAUGUGCGAAAUCCCAGUGGCAGGAAAUGUCAACUGUCUUGCUGUAAAGCAGUACUGCAGAGAGAAUAAUACGGGACAUAUCAAGUUUAAACAGAAAUAACAUUGUCAGUUCCUAUUUCCAUGUGUAUUCGUGUGACUUAUAAGCGCUCACUGUCACCUUGUCUAUCAUUAAAAUAGCAUAUCGGAUUAUUCGCAUAUACUAUGGUAAAGAGGAAUCAAACUUUAUCUAUGUACUUUUUUUUUUUUUUUUUUGUAAAACUGACUGAAAUCAAAUUUCAGAAAGUAAACUAUGAUAUUAUAGUACAGCAGUUACCAUAUAUGAUGUGGAAGGAUUGUAUAUUGUCUCUUUUGUAAACUUAAAUAAAAAUGAAUGUAAAUUAUGGUAGUCCUUGA
Penaeus monodon (black tiger shrimp) is the source of this 2083-nucleotide messenger RNA. Its product is annotated as organic solute transporter subunit alpha-like. Gene Ontology annotation, biological process: transport. Gene Ontology annotation, molecular function: transporter activity. The transcript has 10 exons. The coding region runs from base 50 to 1390 and encodes 446 amino acids. The record is from RefSeq and is a predicted model, not a curated record. Lineage: Eukaryota; Metazoa; Arthropoda; Malacostraca; Decapoda; Penaeidae.